AUGACGGAGCCAGGCCGUAGAGAUCUUACUCAAGGACCCUGGUAUUGUGACUGGAACUGGUGUAGGAUCAAGUUCACCGAUCCGAAUGAGCUAGGAAAACAUGUGAUGGAACAUAUAGACGACGACUACACGGCCGGACUCCUUGCAUGUCGGAAGUCAGAUGCAGAUCGCCUACGCCGUACCCUGGAAGGACUUGACAGUGUGAGCUUGAACUUGCAGGACAGUCAACCUCAAUCUCAGUCGCAGUCUGUCAAAGAUGGUGCAGUGAAUAGACCGGCAGGCAAUCGAUCGACAACGGGACUGAUUGCUGCUCCCCUACGGGCCCGAAGUCGUUCGCGCGAUGAUAGCGACGAAGAAGGACGGCCUCACAAGCGGAUGCGUCCGUCGUUCGCGGACGUUGAUGCUGGGUCUUCCCCAGAUGCGGAGAUAGCAUCUUUACCAGACUCACCAGAUAUCUUUGCUCAACCUCCAGACUCCAAUCUUAAGCACCUCCCUCCGUCGCCUUCCCCUGCUGCUGUAGAUCUGACUGCGUCUCCGGGACCCUACAAGUCGAAGCGGCCAUGGCUCUUACCCGGUUUAACAAGCUCUAUACCAGAACCACGGCCGUCGACGACCCAAGAGCGGCUAUCUAAGGAAGUGAAUUCUUUGUCGCACGAGCAGCCCAUCGUUCCCGCGGACCCUUUGCUCAUUGGCUCGCAUACUCAACCCCAAUCACACGGCGACAAUGGAUAUGGCGAAUGGAUGGAUGAUAUUAUGAGCCAAGCGCCGUUCUACCACGUAUGA
This is a messenger RNA of Peniophora sp. CBMAI 1063, 783 nucleotides long. The record is from the annotation of a GenBank genome assembly. NCBI's taxonomy places the organism in Eukaryota, Fungi, Basidiomycota, Agaricomycetes, Russulales, Peniophoraceae.